AUGCACGGAGAAGGCGAAGACCUUAACCGAGGCGAAGGCUACGAAGAAGAGCACGUGCAUAGUGUGUACGACCAGAUUGCAUCUCACUUUUCGUCUACACGCUACAAGCCAUGGCCCAUCAUCGAGCGCUUCCUCAAGAACCUGCCUGCCGGAUCUGUUGGCCUCGACAUAGGCUGCGGUAACGGCAAAUACCUCGCUGUCAAUCCCGACAUCUUCAUCGUAGGAUCCGACCGAUCUCACAAUCUCGUAAAGAUCGCCUCGCAACAUCAGCCACAUGCAGUUGUAGUUGCGGACAUCUUGGAUCUGCCACAUCAGUUGCAUUUCUUUGACUUUGCCAUUUCAAUCGCUGUGGUACACCAUCUUUCUACACCUGAGAGGCGCGUUGAAGCUCUCAGGUCGAUCUUGCAGACUCUCAAACCUGGAGGUCAAGCACUUGUGUAUGUCUGGGCGCUGGAGCAAGAAAGCAGUCGCCGUGGCUGGAGCGAGAAGGACGAUCAAGAUGUUAUGGUGCCAUGGGUUAUGAAAGGCUCGAAGAAGACCAAGGACGAAAGCGGAUCUGAGGCAGCGUCCACGGACAAGACGUUCCAUCGCUACUAUCAUCUCUAUCGAAAAGGCGAGCUCGAGCAUGACGUUGAGACGGCUGGAGGUCAAGUUGUGGAGGCUGGCUACGAGAAAGACAAUUGGUGGGCCAUUGCCAAGCGGACCGGGACGUGA
This is a messenger RNA of Zasmidium cellare ATCC 36951, 714 nucleotides long. RefSeq lists its product as uncharacterized. Gene Ontology annotation, biological process: tRNA wobble uridine modification. NCBI's taxonomy places the organism in Eukaryota, Fungi, Ascomycota, Dothideomycetes, Mycosphaerellales, Mycosphaerellaceae. The transcript has 3 exons. Gene Ontology annotation, cellular component: cytoplasm; nucleus. Gene Ontology annotation, molecular function: tRNA binding; S-adenosylmethionine-dependent methyltransferase activity. The record is from RefSeq and is a predicted model, not a curated record. Bases 1 to 714 code for a protein of 237 amino acids.